UAAAAUCUGCUGAAAGAGUGAAAGUGAUCAUCUGAAAUGGCUCCGGUCUCAAAAGAGCUGUUGGAAUGGGGAAAGAAGCAGAAGAUUAAAGAAACGAUGUAUUACACAAAACCAAUCCGCUUCUUCGGAAACAUUACUCCGAUCAUACUCCAGAACGAAAACGGACCUUGUCCUCUUCUUGCUAUUUGCAACAUCUUGUCGCUGAGAAACGAAUUGCGUCUGAGCCCGUAUGAAACUUCCGUAUCAGAGAGGGAACUGUUAAGACUGGUGGCUGAGAAUUUACUCAUUUCAAAUAGAAAAGAUGAGGAAACACAAAAGACUAUAUCUGAUACGAUCGAUAUACUGCCACUUGUUGCAAAGGGCUUGGAUGUGAACGUUAGAUUCACAAGAAUUAAGGAUAUUGAGUUCACAAGCAAGUGUGCGGUAUUUCGUUUAUUGAACAUUCCAGUAUAUCACGGUUGGAUUAUCGAUCCACAGGAUGUUGAAACUUCAAAUGCCAUUGGCUUAAAGUCGUAUGAUACCUUGACGGCCGAUCUUGCGAAACUAGAAACUCAAAACACAGAAGGUGUUACUACGAAGAGUUCGGAAGAAGAUUUACAUGAACCGUUGAUGGGCUUGGAACUAACAAAAACCGUUUAUUCAAGUUCGGAAAAAGUUGGUGAUUGCGUAACGUUUAAAACCGAUCCUGACAAGGCGAGCCAUGUUGGAAAAACGAGUACUAGUGAACCGGAGAGGCAUGAAAGUAAAGAUGAAACUGUUGAAACCGAUCCUGACAAGGCGAGCCGGGAUGGAAAAACGAAUACUAGUGAACCGGAGAAGCGUGAAAGUAAAGAUAGAAUUGAGGAAGCUAGCCUUGAGGAGGUGAAAAUAACAGAAAAGUCGGUAACUUUUGGAGAAACGACAUCAAGUGAAGCAAGCUCAUCUACACUUAACAUCGUUACUGCUAGAUCGCCGCAGAUAAAAGAAUUGAUAUCCCGUCCUUUAACUGCAAGACAAGGGGAACUGGUACGAGACUUUUUGGAAAACAAUGUGAGUCAGUUGACAGUGUACGGCUUAUUUUGCUUGCAUGAAGGUCUAGAAGAACGCGAACUUUGUGCGUUUUUUCGCAAUAAUCACUUCAAUACGAUGCUCAAGUAUGGAGGGGCACUGUACCUUUUAGUUACAGAUCUCGGUUACAAAGAUGAACCCGGUGUGAUAUGGGAAAAGCUAAGUGAGGUGAAUGGUGAUACGGUGUUUGUGAACCAGUACUUCAAGAUAUAUAAGCCGGAGAUAGAGAGAUACACACGGGAUAAAAAGAGUGUUGAGCACAUCUGGUCUCGGGCUUAUCCGGAGACAGACUAUACAGCAGAGGCGAGCACAAGCAGAAACACAGAUAAAAGUUCGGAUCCGCCACUUGCUGGAGACUCUGAGCAAGUAGUUCCGGAGGCAAAACAGCGGCAAAAAGGCUUAGAGGAAGAAGAUGUUGAAAAAGUUAUUCAGGAUCUAACUGAAAGGGCAAAACGGCGGGAAAAAGAAAAAGAGGAAGAACAACGGUCACCACCACUCGCUGGAGUGUGGCAGGAACUAGUUUUAGAGGCAAAACAGCAUCAACAAAGCUUAGCGGAAAAACAGUCGCAACGAGAAAUAGAGGAAAUACAGCCGCAACGUGUUUCACCUACGCCUCCCCCUACAGGGUCUAAUGUGCGCGAGCAUCACAGUUCAAUAAGGCCAAGGAACCUGCUAAGGAACCUGACAAGGAAGCCGCUAAGGAACCCGCUAAGGAACCCGACAAGGAACCCACUAAGGAACCCGCCAAGGAAGGAAUCAAAGCGAUCGAAGGAGAAGUGCAGUUUGAUGUAAAUCUGUAGGUUUGGACCAUAUAUGUUUGGACUCUAUCUUGACUGAUUUUAGAUUGAAAUUCAUUUUACUGUAAGCAAUAUAGAGUGACAUGAUGACUGUGUGGCAUAUUGUAUCAUAUGCAUAGAAUGUUGUAAAGAUGUAUACAGCUUGAGGAAUCUCUUGUGUACAAGUUUCUAUC
Molecule: messenger RNA, 2017 nt
Organism: Helianthus annuus (common sunflower)
Lineage: Eukaryota; Viridiplantae; Streptophyta; Magnoliopsida; Asterales; Asteraceae
Product: ubiquitin carboxyl-terminal hydrolase MINDY-2
Exons: 10
Coding region: 37-1839 (600 amino acids)
Biological process (GO): protein K48-linked deubiquitination
Cellular component (GO): cell periphery; cytosol
Molecular function (GO): cysteine-type carboxypeptidase activity; K48-linked deubiquitinase activity; cysteine-type deubiquitinase activity
Source: RefSeq, a predicted model, not a curated record